AGUUUUCCUGCCGUGAUUAUGAUGGCAUAAGAGCUUCACAGGACCAUACUAAGAGACCUAUAGCUACUUCACAGCAUACAUCAGAGUUUUCCUGCCGUGAUAAUGAUGGCAUAAGAGCUUCACAGGACCAUACUAAGAGACCUAUAGCUACUUCACAGCUUUCACAGCAUACAGCAGAGGCUUUGGUUGACUACAUGGACAGUAAAGACGAGGUUUUCCCUUCAAAGGCUAUGAUGUCUAAGAAAAAGAUGAGGCCUGCAAUUCAUGAUGACUCGGAUGAUCUUUUUAACUCUGAAAAUUCCAGUGCAAGCAGUGAAGAUGAAAAUACAGACAUCACCGAAAAACAUCAUAGACCUUGUGUCAGGGAGAAGGAGAGAUGAUUCCACGAAAACUGCCGAAAAAAAACCUGGAUGGGGAACGUUUUAUGCACUGUAUAUACUGCCAAGGGCUCUUCUUAAAGAAGACUUUGUGGAGACAUUUGAAGAUUUGCAAAUUCAAGCGUUCCGAUGUGAAGCCUAAACCUGGAAGAACUCGUGUGCAGACUCUUUGUGGCUUUGCACAGCCUCCACCACCAGGCGUAACUCAUGGUGUUUGGAAGCUGUUAAAUGCUAUGAACCAAGAUGAAGUGGCCCUGGCAGCUAGAAAUGACUGGUCCAUUUUAGAGCUGGGGAAACAUCUUUAUAACAAGUGUGGCUCAAGAAUUAAAAUGCAUGAAUACAUUCGUCAAAAAAUGAGAGAGCUUGGAAGACUUCUGAUAUGUGCAAGAAAGGUUUCACCCCUUACAUCUAUUAAAGAGCUCACCAACCCCGAGAACUUUCUGCAUACUGUUGAUGCAGUUAAAGAAACAGCUGGAUAUAAUGAGAAGACAGGUCUCUAUGAAAACCCCAGUAUUGCAGUAAAACUCGGACAAAGUCUUAACAAAAUUGCAAUGCUUAUUGAAAGUCAGUCUAUCAUUUCUGGAGACAAAGCAACAGCAAAAGCUGCGAACAGCUUCCAACAGUUGUAUCAAUCCAGAUGGUCUGAGUACAUUUCUGCUUCAGCCAGGCGAACACUGGAGGAAGCCAAAUGGAACAAACCAACAUUACUCCCAUUCACCGAAGAUGUUAAACUUCUCCAUUUGUAUCUAGAUGAGCAAGAGAAAAUUUACUACAAACUCUUGUCAGCACAGCCUUUGUCUCACCACUGGUCAAAGUUGGCCAAGGUUACAUUAACUCAAGUUAUGCUUUUUAAUCGAAGACGAGAGGGGGAAGUUUCACAAAUGCCUUUGUCUGCCUACACCUCCAGCAUCCAAUCAGAUGCCCAUCCAGAUAUUAGCAUGGCCCUCUCAGAGUUGGAAAAUAAACUGUGUCAGUACUUCAAGCGAAUAGAGAUCAGAGGCAAAAGAGGAAGAAAGGUUCCAGUACUUGUCACUCCUUCAAUGCAAGAGUCAAUUAACCUGCUGAUUAAAAACCGGGAUAGGUGUGGAGUACCGAAUGAGAACUCUUUCCUCUUUGCACGUCCUUUUGCAAUGACCUAUUACAGAGGCUCUGACUGUAUUCGUGAAUUUGCACGCGAAUGCAAUAUUGAAAAACCUGAAACUCUCACUACCACAAAGUUGAGGAAACAGAUUGGUACCCUCUCUGAAGUUCUUAAUCUGAGCAACACAGAACUGGAUCUGCUGGCUGACUUUCUUGGCCACGAUAUUCGUGUACAUCGUCAGUUUUACAGGUUACCUGAGGGCACUCUCCAGUUGGCCAAAAUGAGCAAAAUUUUUCUGGCUCUUGAAAAAGGACGCUUGGCUGAUUUUAAAGGGAAAAGUCUUGAUGAAAUCAACAUAGAUCCUGAAGAGAAAGUUACAGUGGACAGCGAUUUAGAGGAUACUCAAUUAAAAGAGUGCACUCAGGUAUCAGCACCACACACUGCAUUUGAAGAUUGUAAUGACUCCUUGCUUCAAGCAGACAGAGGGCUCAAAAACAAAGCAUCAGCACCACAAACUGCAAGUGAACAUUGUGAUGACUCCUUGGUUCCAGCAGACAAAGGGCUCAAAAAAAAAGGUGAGGUUAAGAGGACACCCUGGAACCAGCAGGAAGUUCAUGCUGUGGAAAAGCAUUUGAUGAAAUUUAUUAAGAACCGGAAUGUUCCAAGAAAGACGGACUGUGUAAGGUGCAUAGAGGCUGAACCACAGGCUCUUAAAAACAGAGAGUGGUCAGCUCUGAAGUUUUACAUCAAAAACCGCAUCUCUGCUCUGCAAAGAAAAGAUUUAGCGCAUAAAUUUAGCUGAAUCUACCCACCAUGUCCUCGGGUUUUGGUCAAUUUAAAUCGAUUUAAUUCUGUUUAAUCGAUUUAAUUCCGUUCUUUUAAAGAAUGUUUUAAAAUGUUUCAGAUAUUUAAUGGAAUUAAUUAUUUUGUUUUACUGAUUUGCUGUUUUGUUUUCCUGUUAGGAAGACACUGUUCUUUCUUUUAGAGCAGUUAUUAGUAUGCCAUCCUCGGUUUACAAACUUGGUUAUUUCUUUCUUGAAGGAAAACACCAGCGU
This is a messenger RNA of Paramisgurnus dabryanus, 2513 nucleotides long. Lineage: Eukaryota; Metazoa; Chordata; Actinopteri; Cypriniformes; Cobitidae. The record is from RefSeq and is a predicted model, not a curated record.